Linepithema humile (Argentine ant) is the source of this 4035-nucleotide messenger RNA. The record is from RefSeq and is a predicted model, not a curated record. NCBI's taxonomy places the organism in Eukaryota, Metazoa, Arthropoda, Insecta, Hymenoptera, Formicidae.
CUGGACAACCAGGCCCGGUCCGGUUCCACGGCGUCGCACUACGGCUCCGUCAAAACCCGCGUCUACCAGCGCCGCGGAGGACCUCCACGUUUUCGUCGGCGCGACAUCCACUCUUCACGUUCUUAUCUUCUUCGUCGCAGUCGUUAUUUCUGUUCUGCCUCGUGGACCAGCUUGACACGGUAUUGGAGACGCGUCCGGGUGUACCGCUGUCGCGUGGGGGACGUCAGUGAUCCUUGCUUGGCUUUCAAGAUACAUCCAAUCGGUCGAGGAUCCAGAAAUAUGUGAGAGUGCGUUGUGUUAUGAUAGCAUAACGAAGACAACGAAAGGAUAUGCUUCAAGAACGACCACACGCUUGAUUGAAAUCCAGGAGUUUCAAUUGAAGAUUAUUCAUUCCACAGAUGAGUAUCAAAUCUGUUCUGAGAUAGUUUGUGCUGCAACAUCAUCGGAAACCUCGCACAAGCACACUAAAGAUGAACUGAACGAAGGAGAAACAAACUAAGGAUAAACAUGGAACGGAGUAUAAAUAUUGCUCGCAAACAGCCUGCAUCACCUGUCCGUCGGAAAGAAGCAAAGUGAAAUUCGAUUUAACCGGGUGGCAAAACUCGCGAGAAGUCGAGUUACCGUCGGAAGUGUGAAACGGCAAAGAAAAUUCAUAGGGCAAAAGGGACAUCUUGAUCGUCGCAUUAUGAUCUUAAUUGAUUAAUUAUGUAUGUUAAAAAAAAUCGUGAAACUCGAAUAAACAGUGACUGAGACACGAAUUAAAAAUGACGUCGUUCGUCAGUGUUGCACGGAGCAUUUCUGUAAAAUAAACAAUUUAAAAUGACAUUAAAUGCCGAAGAAAGAUUAUUGUUGAUUUGAAGAAGUGCACUGGGGGAGAAGAAGCAUCAUGAAAACGCGGUCUACAAAAGUUCCAUUGUGAUCGGUUGAAGAAAACUGACUUUGACACUGUGAGAGGUGGGUGUUUUCCCAGAAGAAGAUGUCGAGUACAUCUCCGGAAGCAACAAUGGGUCUGGACUCGUCGGAACCGGAGACCAGAUCGAACCACCUGAUCCCGCGGCUGGAUCAGGAUGCGGAAGACGCGGAGAAACGAGAUCAGGCGCGAGGGACGGAAUGCGGCAACGCGGACAGCGACUGCGAGAGCGACACGAGCGAGGUGUUGAGCGUGGGUAGUGAGCCUACGCCGACGAGCAUGGUCGGGGUGCGCGUAUGCGGCUCAGUAAGAUACGACCAGGAGUCCGCGAGCAGUCGAGGCGAAUUCCGCGACGAGGAGAACACAAGGACGUCGGCAACACCGUCGCCGUCCAGUUCCGCCAGCUGCAACGAGCUGUAUUAUCAACGUACGUCCGGUAAUCACAUUCCGGCGCCGAGUCCGCCGGGCUACAGCCAACCACCAUCGUCGCCCACGGCGUCUUCCGUCAGGUCUCCGGCUUCCUCUUCGGCCACCGCUUCGUCCCCGGGUCGGCCGGAUGCCGUCCAAGAGGCUAUCAUACCCAGGUAUCAGUCUGGUCACCAGCAACAUCUCAUACCUCGAUAUUCCUCGAGAGAGCCGGAGAUUCCUGACUAUCCGGCGCGAGUUCAGCACGGCUUGGGCCACGAAAUCGUCUAUCCCACUGUAGAGAGGCUACACCGCACGCCUAUAAGCGUCCCUCUGGUAACGAGACUCUCGUUGUCCCCGCCGUCGGCUAUGACGGUCACCGGGCUCCAGGCGACGACGCCCGUUCUCCACCCCGCUGCCUGUAGAGACCCACGCGAGGCUACCUCGUUGAUGCCGCAUCACAGCCAGCAUCUGCAUCACGCGAACGCUCACACGCAUCUUCACCAGGCCUCGCAGGUGCAGCACGUGCCGGCGAAUUCGGUGCACCAGCAUCGGCUCUCGGUCAACAAGCUGCUGCAACGCGAUCCAGCAAGUCCGGCGUCGCCCGGCGCCAGAGAAGAAAACGGACGUACCCUGCCGACCACCGCGAACGGCGUGCAGAACAGCAUUAGCACCAGCAACAAUGGCAAUCACCACAACAAUCACAACAACAAUAACAAUCUUCAGCAUCAGGCGGGUCUAAAGUUCAGUAUAGACAAUAUUCUGAAGGCGGAUUUCGGCCGACGAAUCACGGAUCCUAUCUCCCUGAAGAAAUCGCGGCCGAAAAAGGCGGCCUCGAGACCGAUCGAUCUGACGAAGGACUUUCUCGAGUCGUCCUCCGACACGUCCGAGAGGAGCAGCUCGGAAACAACGACGACGACGAACGCCUCCCCCACCAGCGUUUCCACCGGAAACUCAGCGUCGAACUCGACUGGAACGGCCGGGACCGAUCCUGGAAAGAUGUUAUGGCCAGCGUGGGUCUACUGCACCAGAUACUCGGACAGGCCUUCUUCGGGACGAAAACCAUCCCGUGUUCCAGGUCCGCGCACGAGAAGAGUGAAAAGGACAGACGGACGCGGAGGCGGUACUCCCGAGGAGAAACGUCCCAGGACGGCGUUUAGUGGUGAGCAGUUAGCGAGAUUAAAGAGAGAAUUUGCGGAGAACCGAUAUCUGACGGAAAGACGAAGGCAACAACUCUCGAGAGAUCUAGGUCUAAAUGAAGCGCAGAUCAAGAUCUGGUUCCAAAACAAAAGGGCGAAAAUUAAAAAGGCUAGCGGUCAGAAAAAUCCACUGGCACUGCAGUUAAUGGCACAGGGACUCUACAAUCAUUCGACGGUACCGCUUACUAAAGAGGAAGAGGAACAGGCCGUGGAGCUCCAAGCGAAAUGACGAUUGUAAACUUAAACGAACUCUCGAUAAAAUCUAGCUUGUAACUUCGAAUCCUAAAUUUUAUAUUUAAUCCCAAAGAUGCUAUAAACGGAGAUCAAAUUACCCUUCAUUCGGUUUUGAUUCUUCGCAUAAGAAUUCUUGAGGAAAAUCGAGAAGAAAAAAUAGAAUCUGGAGAUACCAGAUCAGUUAGUGUAAAAAAAAAAUUCUUCCAAUAUAAUUAGAAAAUGAUGAUAUUAAAGCCUCACGAAGUAAUCUUUUUUUUUGGAGCUAAUAACUGUUCUCCUGAAAAAAAACGGGAAACAUCAUCGAAAAAUAUUUUAAUCUUAUUUUGCUGAUUUGCAGAUUUCUGAAAGUAAGUCAUAAUCAACCAAAGCGGUGUAAAUCUUUAUUUAAGAAGAGAAAGAAAGAAAAUAAAUAUAUAGUAUAUAUUAUUUCGGAGAGUCAUUGGCCACAAAGCUAAUAAAAAAACUUUUACAGAGCGGGGCAAAGCCUACGGUCUGUCAUUUCCCUUCCUUAAAAUAAAAGACUGGAGUAUUUAUUUCGCUAGACAUACUAGUACAACUCGUUAGACAGCAAACGAAUCAACUUGAGGAAUCCUUGUUUCGUAAUUAGAGCUUCCGAUAGAACAACGUUUGGCGAAUGUCGCUCGCCUUCGUUCAACGUAAUUGUGAGAGGAAAGUUAGUUACCGAGAUGGCUACGUGAAUAAAUUACGAUCACCGUUUCUUGCCAACUUUAAGAGACGACACAAAAAUGAAAAUUACGACGCUCAUAAAAUAUAUGCGUAAUAUAAUAUAUUUUCCAACGAGAGUGAGUAUUAUUAGAUAAUUUUUUCUCACAGAAUUUGAUCUAAAGAGUUUUUGGCAUAAAAUGUGUUCGAUUAGAGAUGGCAUGAAGCGGUUAAUUUAUCACAAAGGAGAUUAACAAGUGCCAUUUUUUGCAUUUUUUCCGGCAAGAUUAUUUGCGUAAAAAUAUUACAGAAUUGUCUCGUGACGGAAGAAAAUAAAGUCGAAAACAAAACCUUUUUCGUUAAUUUAUUGUAAAAAUGUAAGAUAUUAUAUAUCGCGAAGAAAACUGGAGUGAUUGCGAUGUGCAAUAGAAAAUUAUACAUAUAGAAAGAGAAAUAAAUAGAGAUGAGCUAUGUAUAGGUGUGUUGUAUAUGUAAUCGGCGGAGAGCGACGUGUACAUAAUUUACCAUUUAGCGAUGGCAAUGUCCCGAUAGACUGUUUAAAAUGUAACUUAGUUAUUUAUUUACGUAUAGUAUAUGAAGCGUAGCGAGCGCAUACGAACGAUC